Molecule: messenger RNA, 1459 nt
Organism: Drosophila innubila
Lineage: Eukaryota; Metazoa; Arthropoda; Insecta; Diptera; Drosophilidae
Gene: betaggt-I
Product: geranylgeranyl transferase type-1 subunit beta
Exons: 3
Coding region: 157-1353 (398 amino acids)
Biological process (GO): protein geranylgeranylation
Cellular component (GO): CAAX-protein geranylgeranyltransferase complex
Molecular function (GO): CAAX-protein geranylgeranyltransferase activity
Source: RefSeq, a predicted model, not a curated record
CGUGCGAGUGCAUGGCCAUUAACUUGCGCGACGUUGCGACGACAGCAGUUAGAAGAGAAGAGAGCGCUUAGUCAUAGUUGCACACACCCAUACAUAUAUACAAGCACUGACAAAAGAUAAACAAACGAAAGUGACGGCAACAAAAAAAAUUUAAAAAUGUCCUACCACAUUGUAGAUAUGACGAAUGCCUCCGAGCCAGAGACAGAGCCCGUGCUGCUCUCAAAGCACGCCAAGAACCUGCUGCGCUUCCUGCACUUGUUGCCCGCCCGCAUGUCCUCGCAUGACAGCACCAGGAGCACUAUUGUGUUCUUCGCCAUCUGUGGCCUAGAUGUGCUCCACUCGCUGCAUCUGGUAUCCCCGCAACUGCGCCAGGACAUCAUCAACUGGACAUACGGCGGAUUGGUGGUGCCACGCGAGCAGGAAAAACGUUGCGGCGGUUUUAUGGGUUGCCGUGCGAUGUUGCCGCAGACUGAGGAUGCUCAGGUGCUGGAAUGUAUGAGGAAGUAUCAGUGGGGUCAUGUGGCAAUGACGUACACCAGCAUCGCAGUGUUGGUCACACUGGGCGACGAUCUGUCCCGGCUGGACCGCAAGAGCAUCGUCGACGGAGUGGCGGAGGUGCAGCGUCCGGAUGGCAGCUUCAGUGCCUGCGUCGAUGGCAGCGAGAAUGACAUGAGAUUUGUGUAUUGUGCUGCCACCAUUUGUCACAUGCUCGACUAUUGGGGCAAUGUAAACAAGGAGAGCAUGUUUCAGUUUAUAAUUCGUAGUCUGCGCUAUGAUUAUGGAUUUAGUCAGGAACUGGAGGGCGAAUCCCAUGGUGGCACCACAUUCUGUGCAUUGGCUGCCCUCGAGUUGAGCGGUCAACUGGAUCGUCUUGAUGCAACGACUGUGGAACGCAUUAAACGCUGGCUGGUCUUUCGUCAAAUGGACGGGUUUCAGGGACGCCCAAAUAAGCCAGUGGAUACGUGUUAUUCCUUUUGGAUUGGCGCUGCGCUGCGUAUGCUAAACACCUUUGAGCUUACCGACUAUGCCCAGAAUCGUGAAUAUAUAUUGAGUACACAGGAUAAGAUGAUUGGUGGCUUUGCCAAAUGGCCACAGUCCUCGCCAGAUCCUUUUCACACGUACCUGGGCCUCUGUGGACUCGCCUUCACAGGUGAGCCGGGCCUAAACGCUGUUAUGCCCAGUUUAAACAUCUCCAUGACGGCCUAUUCCCAUCUCAAUGAAUUGCAUCAACGAUGGCGGGCCAACAAAGGUCUUAGCCAAGACCUUGUGCAGUUGAAGUUGAAUGGAGAUGGAGUUGAAAGUGAAACAGCCAAUGGAACUACCUCGAGUUCGCCUCUAGUAUCAGCACAAUGAUGGGAAAUGUUAAUGCACACACUACUAUAUUUAAUACGCUUAUAAUUAGCAUUUAUUGCUAAUGAACAGACUUUUCAUAAGUUAAAAGUUGGCAAUUGUUGUUGAA